AAUUUUCAUGAAAAAAUGUAUUUAGUCACAAAUUAGCUUCUAUUAAAGUAACAUUUAAUAAUAUUUAUUGAAAUCUGUGCAAAUGUGAGCAUUGAUAAAAACAAACCAAAGCGAAGACUUCAGAAACUUAAAACAAAAUAUAAAACCAUGCCACAGAGCAAAGCAAUGCGAUUGCUAUGGGCGCUAUUGGUUUUGCUUCAUAAAUCUUCGGCCUAUCCACGAAACUCGUCGGUACUCACCGUCAAUCAGAAGCAGUUAUAUGUAAUUGAGAGCAGCCUUGAUGUCAGUGCAGAUCCAUGCGUAAACUUCUAUAAUUAUGCUUGUGGGAAUUGGUCUCAACAACAUACAACGGGGCGUUAUACAGAGAAUACGGGCUACAUAGAUCACAAAGUAAACAAAAGAUUCGUCGAUCUCCUGGAAUCUUAUGUUCCGACCACAGGUGACAAUAGCCACGAUGUGUAUAAUAAAGUGUGGAUGUAUUACAAAUCAUGUAGGCGGGAGAAACAUAUAAAUUUAGUCAAAUAUCUGCAUAUAGUGCGCCCAGCUGGACAUCUUAACUGGCCAGAAUUGAAGAGUUCGCAAAAUAAUCAAAUCAAUUGGUCCUCAGAAAAUUUUAACUGGAUGUUAACGCUUGCAAAACUACAUCGUUUUGGUUUAAAAGGCUCACUUAUUGAUCAUAUAAUAUUACAGAAGUAUGAUAAUGCACGCGAAUACGUUAUUGAUUUGGACAAACCUAUACUGGACGGUCAGAAUAAGCUGCCAUCAAAAGCUGCCAUUGCAACAUUGCUUAUAACCGUGGGUGUCGAAAAAUCCAAAGCAAAAUUAAUUGCUAAUGAGUUGUUGAAAUUCGAAGAAAAAUUAGCUGAACUGUUGGAAAUCGAUGAUGAAUAUGGUCUUCUCAAUUUAUCUGUGCAAGAUCUGGUGGAUAAUAUACCAAAAAUACCGUGGCGUAAAUAUUUUAAAAUUAUAUUUGAAUAUGAAAUUGAUAAUAAUUUCUCAGUACACUUACGAAACUUUAAGUAUUUUGAAGAGUUGUCAAAGUUUAUGGCAGAGAUGGAACCGAAACUGAUUUGUAAUUAUUUGAUGGUAAAAUUUUUAUAUUAUCUAUCCGUCGAUACCACCACGAGUUUUGAUAAAAUUGAUUGUAUGGUUGAUGUGCGGAGCAAAAUGGACUAUGCCGUUAACUUUAUAUACAAAGAGAGAUUCUAUGACAACAAAAUGGACUUAUACAAUGGUGAAGUUCAUAAUAUAAUGAAUAUGGUAAGAACUGAAUUUUUAACGAAAAUAAAACAAAACAUACUCCAAUUUACGUCGGCUGAACAAGAACUACUGACAGAAAAACUGCUUAAAAUGAAAAUAAAUAUUGGCAACUUACCGGCGAAUAUAAAUAAAACACGCAUUGAGGCUUACUACAGUGAUUUACAAUUAGAUGUAAAGAAUUACUAUAAAAAUCACCUGAACCUAUUAGAACUACGCUUUAUAAAGGAACAUGAACAACUCGAACACAAUAUAACAGAUAGCACCGAUUUCUUCUUUAUUACUGACAGCGAUACAGCACGCAGCUCUUCGCCGUUCUAUCUACUGCAAAGCAAUAUGAUUAUAGUACCGUUUGGCGUUUUACAACCUCCUAUAUUCCAUAAAAGCAUGCAUGAUGUGUUUAAACUGAGCCUGCUCGGCUUUUUGAUGGCUCACGAAAUUACGCACGGUUUCGAUGUUACCGGUGUUAGUUAUGACUAUAAGGGCGACAAUAAUGAAAUCGGCGAUGGCAUAACCGAGAACAAAAACUACGCCAGUGCCGUCGAGUGCAUGCAAAGUCAUGAAACCGAAAGUAUUGAUGAACGCAUUGCUGACAUUGUCGGAGUGCGUUUAGCCUAUGAUGUAUUAUUCGGUGAAAAUUCUACACACCACUUAAAUAUCAAACAACCCAACUUUACAAAAAUUCCGGUUAAGAAACUAUUUUUUCUAAAUUUUGCUCAAUUUUUUUGUGGCAACUUACAGGCUGAAUUUUCAGAACAUGAUUCCGAUAAUGUGCGAUUGCAGGAGACUUUGUUGAACUUCGAGCCAUUCGCGAAGGAGUUUCGGUGUGAUUUGGGAGACAUAAUGCAUCCAUCGGUGAAAUGUAGGUUAUGGUAAAGUAGCAUAUAAAAAUAAAUAAUUAACACAUUUAUAAAGAUAU
Teleopsis dalmanni is the source of this 2176-nucleotide messenger RNA. Its product is annotated as neprilysin-4. Bases 148 to 2133 code for a protein of 661 amino acids. The transcript has a single exon. Gene Ontology annotation, molecular function: metalloendopeptidase activity. The record is from RefSeq and is a predicted model, not a curated record. NCBI's taxonomy places the organism in Eukaryota, Metazoa, Arthropoda, Insecta, Diptera, Diopsidae. Gene Ontology annotation, biological process: protein processing. Gene Ontology annotation, cellular component: plasma membrane.